AUGGGGAUUAUUCUAGAAGGAACGCACUAUGUUUUUCCUGAAGAGGGGGUUUGGCUUUUGGAAGCUGGGCAGGCAGCUAUUUUGUUUAAUGGUUAUCCCUUUUCCGUUCAACAAGGAUAUCAAUUACUUGCAUCAUCACAGAUUUCAUUUCCGAAAUAUCUCGUUUAUUCCUAUUUAAAGCGAGCGGGUUAUAUUGUUCUUCCUUCAAAUAGAAAUGUAGAGACGUCUGAUGUGAGUAUACAGAGUUCGUCUAACAAAAAUACAACGGUAAAGUCUCAUCAAGUGCAGAAGUUCCCGCAGGAUCUUCUUGACCAGUUCCCUUCUAUCUCAUCCGAAGAGUCUACUUUUGUAGAUUUGUACAGGAAAAGUGCCAUUGCCGAAAAAUUUACUGUUUCGCCGGAAUUCCCUUGUCGUAGUGCUUCUGCAUAUUCAUUUACACCAAGGCGCAAGGAAAAACUACGACCUUUUUUUUGGCCGCGUUUUGAUGCAGUUUGCAGAUCAGUGGAAAGUUGGGAGGGAUAUCGUGAAGAGAUCCGCAAGAUUAUCUCUCGCAAGCGUCCUUCUUCAGGUCCUUACUCAGCUUUGCCGCAACCGGAUUAUGAUAUUUAUGUUACUGACGGGACUUAUAGCCAUACAUUCCCUCCUCCACCACUUUUUCAGUUAUACGUUUUCGAGAACUGGCAGUUUGGUCUACCGUCUCAGUACGAAUUGUAUCAGCUAAGCUGUCGGGUUUGUAAAGGUAAACUGGUUAUCGCCGUUGUUCAAAAUGCGACAAUACUUUUUUAUGAUGCAGACCAUCGAUCUAUUCAGCUUUAA
Messenger RNA from Enterobius vermicularis (human pinworm), 816 nucleotides. The record is from the annotation of a GenBank genome assembly. Lineage: Eukaryota; Metazoa; Nematoda; Chromadorea; Rhabditida; Oxyuridae.